AACUUUAAAUUUUAUUGUAAACAUACAAAAUGUCUACUGACACUGAAACAGACUUCGACCAAGGCAUUUUUACUGACCCCAAAAUAGACAACGUACAACAGAUGGAGAACGAUUUACAAAAUCCAUUGGAUUUAUUAAUUUCGAAUGAAGUGCUGGAUAAUGUAAAAAUUUACGAUUCCACAGUAGAAAUUGUUGGGUAUGUGGACGGCAUUGAGUCUCCCCGAUUAGUGGGAGACAAGCAACAAUAUAAAUUUUUUAAAUUCUUUCUUAAUAACGCAAAUGGGAGACGUGUUCAAGUCGUAGCCUGGAACGAAGAAAUAAAAAACGUUGAAAGUAUAAUUAUACCAAACCACAUUAUGCAUUUAGAUGGAGUUCAGGCUCGCGCUCCUAAGCAUGCUAAUUUCAAUAAUGAAAAUGUUGCUUACAAACUUCAUAUAAAAAGUAACAGUAUAAUUAAUAGUUUGGGGAAAUAUGAGCCUACCAGCUCUUCAAGUCAUGGACCCAUACCAAUUUUAUUAAAAGAUGUUAUGAAUUCUUCUGGAUAUAUUCGUAAGCCACAAAUGUUUAUACAUAUAUAA
Messenger RNA from Temnothorax curvispinosus, 578 nucleotides. RefSeq lists its product as uncharacterized. Lineage: Eukaryota; Metazoa; Arthropoda; Insecta; Hymenoptera; Formicidae. The record is from RefSeq and is a predicted model, not a curated record. Bases 30 to 578 code for a protein of 182 amino acids. The transcript has 3 exons.